UUAAACUCCUCUCUCUCUCUCUCUCUCUCGCCUCGCGUUCAAGGAUGCCAAUAUGAGCUUUUGUCCUUAAUUGCGUAUACAUAUAUACACAUACAUACAUAGGUAACAGUGCUCUUGCUACCUCCCAGCCACUAUACAACAACAUAUCCCAUCUCUCGUUUUCAAAUAUAUACUGCAGAGACCGUAUAUACGUGGCUCAGAUGGUUCGGCCGCGCGACCCCGGUGAGGAUGCCCUCGAGGACCACCUUCUACCCCCGCGGAUCUCCUUCCGCCUCGUUACCCGCGAAUCGACUCGUUGUUGUUUUUGUUGUUGUUGCUGAUCUUGCUGUUACCUCUACUUUGGCCGCUCGAGCGCAAAGGACCAACAGUUUAGCGCUGUGAUGCCAGAACAACGAUUGAAGCAACCAUGGGCCUGUGAACGAGAAUGUUGCCCGUGAGAUUUAUCCGAGUGGUCUUGGUGCUUCUCGGGAGCUUUUGUAUACAACACCACCACCACCACCACCAGCAGCAUCGGUACGGCGCUUACGCGCACUCGUUCGACUCUACGAGGAGAAACAUGGGAGGGUUUACGGGGUUUAAUAACCCCACGAAGUUGCGGGACAAGCCAUACUUCGACGACACCGUGGCUCGCAACGUCACCGCCAUCGUCGGCACUACGGCCGAGCUGAACUGCCGCGUGAAGAAUCUCGCCAAUCGCACGAUAUCUUGGAUUCGGCAUCCCGACUUGCACAUCCUGACCUCGUCGGUGUACACCUACACCGGGGACGAGAGGUUUUCGGUCUCGCAUCCCGAGAUGUCGGACGAGUGGACCCUCAAGAUCGUGCACGUACACCCCCGAGACGCCGGAGUUUACGAGUGUCAAAUUAACACGGAGCCUAAAUUAAACUUGGCUUUCGCCCUGCGAGUCGAAGCGGCCCAGGCGGUAAUAAACCCUCCCGACGUGCACGUGAAAAAAGGCAGCACCAUAAGCCUCGUUUGCACGGUUAACGUGCAAAGCCACCCGCCGAGCAGCGUAUCGUGGCUCCACGGCACUUCUCUCGUCGACUUUGACAGUCCGAGGGGCGGUAUAUCCCUGGAAACCGAGAAGACGGAGAACGGCACGACUAGCCGGCUCAUGAUGACCCAGGCCCGGCUCAGCGACAGCGGAAAUUACACCUGCGUGCCCAGCAACGCGAAUCCGGCUACCGUUGCGGUUCACGUUCUCAAUGGCGAACACCCGGCGGCUAUGCAACACGGAGGUACGGCUGACAACCGGCUUCGGGCGGUAUUCCUUGUACUGAUCACUUUGCUGAGUUACAUGGUCGCGCAAUGACAGCUCCUCACAGUGAUGCCCGACAAAACGACAGUUAUACCGUUACGAUGAUGAACUUUUUUUAUCAUUGACAAUAUUGUACCCCACGUGUUGUACGGUGCAUGGGAAAAAAAAAAAACAUGUACUAAUACGACUUGUUGAUCGGCAAUUCGAUCGAUGAAAAAAAAUAUAUAUAUAUACAUAUUGUGUUGUUGCUGUUGCAGUGGGGCGUUUUGUUCGAUCAUUCGUAGACUUACACGUUUACGAUAGUAUUACACACAAUGUUUCGAUGAAUUCACGCAUAACAAUCACGUAAUAACUAUGUUACACAAGGUGUACCUCGUAAGCCAAAAGUUUGUAUUUUUUCCCUAAAGUAAAAUCAGCAGUGUUCCAAAAAUCAUUUAUCCGGUGGCACGUGAAAGUAUCAAUUCAGAAAUUUUUUUCGCCCUACAAAUCCUAUAAAAAUUAAAGUUAAACUUGACUCCCCAUCAUUUACGUACAACUUAUAUUUUUUAUAAAUUAACAGCGCAGCAGAGUAUUUCGUUAAAUUAAGGAAAAAGACGUUUUGCUUGAUUCGUUUUCGUUUAUUCACGUAUAGACAUAUUAUAUAGUUUAUUCUGUAAAUAAUUAAAUAUAAAUAC
This is a messenger RNA of Copidosoma floridanum, 1932 nucleotides long. Its product is annotated as protein amalgam. NCBI's taxonomy places the organism in Eukaryota, Metazoa, Arthropoda, Insecta, Hymenoptera, Encyrtidae. The record is from RefSeq and is a predicted model, not a curated record. Gene Ontology annotation, cellular component: neuron projection membrane. Gene Ontology annotation, biological process: synapse organization.